Oncorhynchus keta (chum salmon) is the source of this 1814-nucleotide messenger RNA. RefSeq names its product ranBP-type and C3HC4-type zinc finger-containing protein 1-like. Gene Ontology annotation, molecular function: ubiquitin-protein transferase activity; ubiquitin binding. The transcript has 9 exons. The record is from RefSeq and is a predicted model, not a curated record. Bases 217 to 1539 code for a protein of 440 amino acids. Gene Ontology annotation, cellular component: LUBAC complex. Gene Ontology annotation, biological process: proteasome-mediated ubiquitin-dependent protein catabolic process; protein linear polyubiquitination; positive regulation of canonical NF-kappaB signal transduction. Lineage: Eukaryota; Metazoa; Chordata; Actinopteri; Salmoniformes; Salmonidae.
ACGAACCAAGCUACUUCCUGUUUUGAUUUUUUUUUUUUGAGGGGCUGUUUCGUUUCGCUAUCGUAGCUAGGAGAGAUACCAGCCAGAUAUCUGCAAUGAAACUCUAUCACUUUACUAACAUGUAGGCUGUUAAAAAACAACCCUUAUACAACUAGCGAUACCGACAUAACUACCGUUGUGCUUUGGAGGUUCCAACUGGUUUUGUGCUUGUGGGAUAUGGCACUGAGUUCUGGCGGUUGGGGUAAACCGCCUGUGCCAGCCCCGUCCCAGUCUGUACAUGGCGGGCCCGCGCUGGCUAACUGCAAUACCGUUUUGAUGUCGGUACGAGUGUCGGUUUGCCAUUCGGGUAUUCGACCGCUUUGCCUCCCUGGAGCUGGCGAUGAGGCUCUCCGUCUUCAACUUAGCAUGGACCCCAGCAAAGCUGGAGAGUUUCGGCUAGCACUGAGGGACAUUAGCGGAAGCGGCCGUAGUGUGUUCAUUGCGGAGUUUGACCUGCGCUCUGUGCAGUAUGAGGUCAAGUCCCCAUGCCUUCACGAGAUGCGCUUGGCCACGCCCCCUCAUGACUGUAUCCGCUUCAACUUCCGCUGCGACCUGGAGGCUGAGCAGUGGGCCACUGUGGUGAUGUCAUCACUAAGAGAGGCACACAGAGUUGCUGUAAAUAGUUCCCCACAUCCUAUGGAUGACCGACAGCAGCACGAAGCAGCAGCUCUAGAACAGCGCAGCACAGCCUCCUUACCACUCACUGAGGAGCUGUGCUUGGAGCUUGCCCGGGCGAUCGAGGCAGGUGACAGCCAGGGUGCUGCUCAGCACGCGUCUGCUCUAGCUCGUCAGAAGGCAGUGCUCACUAUCCAACUGUCUGAGAAGAGUUACGCCGAGGGAGAGAUAAGUUUGUCUGUGGCAGUGGAAGACAUCUCCUCUUCCUGUUGCGUCACAGUGAAAGUCUUUCCCCACAUGACUGUCGCAGCACUCAAGCAGCAGGUGUUUUUGGAGUAUGGCUUUCACCCUCGCGUGCAGCGCUGGGUGAUUGGACAAUGCCUGUGCACAGAGCCUAGGUCCCUGGCCUCAUAUGGGGUCCAGAGGGAUGGGGAUACGGCCUACCUUUACUUGGUCUCAGCCCGCCAUGCCCGCCUCACCCGCCAGCUAUUCCAGCAGGACCAGGAGGGUGCCCACCUCACCCCACCUCCGCCUACCAGCAACGGGCCUCUUUCCCAGGACUGGCGGGGCUACAGCACCCUGCCCUCCAGGCUUAGCCACAACACCCAGGGGAGCACCGGAAGUGGGGCCGAGAGGUUGGGUACGAGCGAGAUCCGAGACGCCCUCAACCUGGAGACGCUGCAUCUUAAAGAUAAACCUGAUAAGCCCAGCAAAACCAGUAAAACACAGACCGAAUGGGCGUGUCCCUCCUGCACCUUCAUCAACAAGCCUACCCGACCAGGCUGUGAGAUCUGCAGUACAGCCAGACCUGACUCACGCAAGCACAGCCGCAUACAACAGGAGAAAGGAAGAAGAGAGGAGCAGAUCAGUGCAUUGAGCAGUUAACUGCCUCAACCGUAACCUAUACAAUAAUCUGGAAGACUGAUCACUCACACACCAACUUAGAGCUACAAACCCACCACCACUACUGACAUACUAUGAUGACAAACCUCUGGACACUGCAGCACAGAUAUGGAACUCCACUUGCUGAGGCUCACAAAAGGAACUACCUGUAUAGUCAAUGAGCUGGCUUUUGACUCUGUGGACAUGAGUCAGCAUCCUUUGCCUUGUGGCAGACCAUUUAUUUACCAUUUACCAUUUAUUUAUUUUACAUAAGGGAU